Symbiodinium natans is the source of this 927-nucleotide messenger RNA. The record is from the annotation of a GenBank genome assembly. Lineage: Eukaryota; Dinophyceae; Suessiales; Symbiodiniaceae.
AUGGUAGCGCGAACUGCCCUCGGCGUCAGCGCAUAUGUUCUCUGUUCGAGCCUCAUGCUGGUCGCCAACAAGGUGACCCUGAGUUUGAUGCCCCUGCCUGCGAUCGUCUUCACCAUCCAGCUUGCAUCGGCAGCAGUUUUUAUUUGGUUCUGCAAGAUGCUGGGCGUCCUAAGUGUUGACGAGAUAAGUCUGCACAAUGUCAAGCUGUUGCUGCCAUACACAAUGUCCUUCGCCGUGGGGGUGUACACCAGCGGUAAGAGCCUGGAACAUUCCAACGUCGAGACGGUCAUCGUGUUUCGAUCCUGCGCGCCUUUGCUAGUGAGCGUGAUCGAAUGGGCGUUUCUGGAUCGCAUGUUGCCUUCGCGGAAGUCGACCUGCGCUCUAGUUGCAUUGGUGCUUGGUGCCAUCGGGUAUCUGCUUGCUGACAGCGAAGUGAAGUUGCAAGGGGUGCAGGCGUAUGCCUGGCUGCUGCUGUAUCUGAUGGUGAUAUCUUGCAACCUGACCUAUGGGAAGUUGGUGACUUCAAGAGUCACCUUCGAGAGUCCUGUUUGGGGCCUGUCCUUGUACACGAACCUUCUUUCAUGUCCCUGGAUGGUCUUGCUUGGCGUGUUCAAUGAAGAAGUCUUCGAGAUUGACCGCUUUCAAGCAACGUCGAAGUCACUGGCCGCUUUAGCUGUUUCCAGUGCAAUUGGCAUCGGAAUAAGCUGGAGCGCCUGGAACUGCACCAGGAUGUUGACUGCCACCACCUACACGUUGAUUGGUGUUCUUUGCAAACUGCUGAGCGUUCUUGUGAAUGUGAUGAUGUGGGACAAGCACGCAAGCCCCCUUGGUAUUGCCUGGCUCGUGGUCUGUAUAUGCGCAGGAACAUUGUACGAGCCAGCACCCAUAAGGCCAACUCCGGAUGGAUCAAGCAAAGGGUUGGUGUAG